Ilex paraguariensis (yerba mate) is the source of this 228-nucleotide messenger RNA. Lineage: Eukaryota; Viridiplantae; Streptophyta; Magnoliopsida; Aquifoliales; Aquifoliaceae. The record is from the annotation of a GenBank genome assembly.
AUGACUGAUGACAAUCAACAGCAGCCUGGUGUUCCCCCGCACCAAGGUUAUCCUACUCAUCCAGAAGCUCCAAAAUAUGCUGAUCCUCCUCCCGGGUCUUCUCCACAAGGUGACUCUCAGCAGGAGCAGCAGAACACCCACCCACCUCGAACUCCAACUGACAGCAACCUCCCUGUUUGCAUUGAAAUAUGGUGUGCCUUUCUCUCUCCCUCCUCCCUCUCAAUUUAG